Peromyscus californicus insignis is the source of this 742-nucleotide messenger RNA. It is a transcript of the gene Spa17, whose product is annotated as sperm autoantigenic protein 17. NCBI's taxonomy places the organism in Eukaryota, Metazoa, Chordata, Mammalia, Rodentia, Cricetidae. Gene Ontology annotation, cellular component: membrane. The transcript has 5 exons. The record is from RefSeq and is a predicted model, not a curated record. Gene Ontology annotation, molecular function: calmodulin binding. The coding region runs from base 120 to 569 and encodes 149 amino acids. Gene Ontology annotation, biological process: binding of sperm to zona pellucida.
AGUUAAAAAAAAAAAAAAAAAAAAAAAACGGUUACCCAGCAACGAGAUAAAACAACUGGAACCAUCCGCACCAGCUAGAAGAGAAAGAAGAGGUUCCAUAGGCAAUUCUUUCCAAGGAGAUGUCGAUUCCCUUCUCCAACACCCACUACCGAAUUCCACAAGGAUUUGGAAAUCUUCUUGAAGGGCUGACCCGGGAGAUUCUGAGGGAGCAACCGAGCAACAUACCAGCUUUUGCCGCAGCGUAUUUUGAAAACCUUCUAGAAAAAAGAGAGAAAACCAACUUUGAUCCAGCAGAAUGGGGGGCGAAGCUAGACGACCGCUUCUAUAACAACCACGCAUUCAAGGACCCAGAACAAACUGAGAAAUGUGAACAAGAAGUGUCCAAGUCACCCGAGAGAGAGGAAACACCAGUUAUGGCCUUUGAGUCUACUGAGGAAGAAAGAGAAAAGGAGGAGUUCGCUGCUGUGAAAAUUCAGUCAGUCUUCCGGGGACAUCAGGCCAGAGAAGAGGUAAAGAAAAUGAAGUCAGAAGAUAAGAGUGAACAGGCGAAAGGAGAGGAAAACAAGUGAGGACACUGCCCCCCCCCCCCCCCCGAAAACAUGAAAAGUACUCCAAAUCCAUCACUGUUGUGAUUGUCAUUUUUUUCCUCAGUAAGGGAAAUUUGAUGUUGUGGAAUAACAUUUGUUGCUGCUGUGAAAAUCUGUCAUGAGCAUUUGUUUAAUAAACAUGCCAUUGAAACACA